Pristis pectinata (smalltooth sawfish) is the source of this 1047-nucleotide messenger RNA. RefSeq names its product proline-rich protein 15-like. NCBI's taxonomy places the organism in Eukaryota, Metazoa, Chordata, Chondrichthyes, Rhinopristiformes, Pristidae. The transcript is spliced from 2 exons. Bases 239 to 565 code for a protein of 108 amino acids. The record is from RefSeq and is a predicted model, not a curated record.
UCUACCUGUGCCAGCGCACGGAGCUGGGGGGAGAGAAAGGUCGCAGCGGUACUGCGACUGCUGCGCACCGCAAAUCCUCCGCACUCUUUCUGGGGGAGAGAUUAAAACAAAACGCAUGGAUUUUACGGGCAGCGUGGAUUAAACGAGGCAGCAAUUGGAACGACUCCGUGGCGCUGGGACCCUGUGCAGAGCACCGGAGAGGCGAACAGCAGGUCUAAGAGGGCGGAGUGGCCGCGAAAUGGCCGACGGCGGGAAGACCAGCUGGUGGAAGUCGAUGACCAUGAAGAAGAAGCCGAAGGAGCUGACGGACAAGGGGGCGGGGCAGGAGAACGGACAGUUCUCCACAGACAAAACAUCGGUCCGGGAAAGUAAACAUUCCCAUCCGAUGGAGGAGAAAGAAUAUUUGGAGCCCAAACUGGAGAAUGGCUUCAGCGAGAAGAACACGCGAAGGAACCUGAAGAUCUCCCGGUCGGGACGGUUCAAGGAAAAGCGCCGGGUCCGGGCCACCCUGCCCGAGAGCCCCAAGUUUUUUGAAGGCAAUGGGAAGGCGAACGAUGAAAAUUAAUGCACAAGCCCUCUUCUGGGGCAUCAGCUGCUUCACAGACUUGUCAACAGACACUAGUGGCAGAGCUUACAGCCCUUAAUUUAACAGUGAUAAAGAAAAAGCUGAAAUUAAAGUGUCAAUUUAUAUUACUUGAAUAUUUCAUGAAUGAUGCGUUAAAUAUUUAUUUGUGUAAUCUGGAUACCUAUUGUAGAUUGAUUUUUUUACGGGUUCCUAGAAUGCUUUUCCCAUCAGGGUGGCCAGGUCUGGCGGUCAAAUCCAUUGCAGCUUCGAAUUGCGGAGUUCUGAUUCAGAACUUUAUUUCUGGUGGGUCGUAGCGGGGAGGGAGAUGAUUCACGUUGUAGUUGAUAUUGAAAAUAUUCUUCGGCAAACAUUUUGUUUGGUGGCCUUGAUAAGCAAGGUCAGCUCCUGAUCCAAGCACUUGUUCAAAUUUAAGAGAAGUUGAGCAUUUUUUUUAAAUAAAAAGAAUUAUUUUCAGAAAAAAA